This is a messenger RNA of Pipra filicauda (Wire-tailed manakin), 924 nucleotides long. RefSeq names its product translation initiation factor IF-2-like. The transcript is spliced from 2 exons. Bases 228 to 797 code for a protein of 189 amino acids. The record is from RefSeq and is a predicted model, not a curated record. NCBI's taxonomy places the organism in Eukaryota, Metazoa, Chordata, Aves, Passeriformes, Pipridae.
CGCUGGGGUAUUUACGGUAACGUGGACCCGGCGGUGGCAGCUCGGUCGGUGUCAGGUGAUCGGCGCCGAGGAGCCGCCGCCGCCCGGGAGGAAGAUGCAAGAUGGCCCAGCGGGGCCGUGAGGGGCUCCGCGGCGCCCCUUCCCCGCCCGCCGCCUGCCCGGCCGGCGGGAAGCGCUGAGGCCAGCCCCGCCGCGAUACAGCCUGUCCCCGGCGGCGGCACCGAGCCAUGGGGCUCUGCUACAGCCUGCGCCCGCGGCUCUUCGGCGACGCCGGCGGUGGCGGCUCCAUCUCCAGCGCCGGCGCCGCCUCGGAGCCCGAAGUGCCGGCGGAGCCUCACGCCGCCCCGCAGCCGCAGCCUCUCGGCGUCCCGCUCCGGCCCGGCGGUAAGCCUGGCGGGGAGACGGACGGGCCGCCGCUGCUGCUGCAGAACGGCGGCGGCGGCGGCGGCAACGGGGCGGCCCCCGAGCGGCAGCCGGCGCUGCCCAAGGCCGGCGGCCCCGGCCUGGGCGGCGGGGGAAAGGCGGCACGGCAGCAGGCGCUGCACCAGCCGCCGGCGCUGCAGAGGACCUGGGAGAAGCUGCGCCUGGAGGAGCGGGAGGCGGAGAAGGAGGCGAGGAAAGUCAGCAAGAGCAUCGACCGGGCACUCAAGGAACAGAAGCGGGAGUACAAGCAGACGCACCGCCUGCUGCUGCUCGGAAGGGAGGAUCUGGAAGAAAGGCAGCUUCGUACCUGGCCUGUGCACAUCAUAUUUAUGCCUUUUCCAAGAACGGAUGAACAUGUUCAGUACACUGACUAGCAGUAUUUCGUAUUAUCCCUGUAGCACUGUGUAGCUGUGUGUGAAACUCCAGUGUCUUGUGGUUUGUCUGCACAUGCAUAUUGAAGAAAAGUAUGAGAACUUAAAGCCUUGCUGAAUAAGCUGUACG